Messenger RNA from Plectropomus leopardus (leopard coralgrouper), 335 nucleotides. The record is from RefSeq and is a predicted model, not a curated record. Lineage: Eukaryota; Metazoa; Chordata; Actinopteri; Perciformes; Serranidae.
GGCACAGAGGAGCUGGAGGUGAGGAUCAUGGUCCAGGCCCGCCCCGGACAGGACAUCAGGCCAAUCGGUCAUGACAUCAGGCGAGGGGAGUGUGUGUUGGCCAAAGGGACACACAUGGGCCCAUCAGAAAUCGGCCUGCUGGCUACAGUGGGAGUGACAGAGGUCAGCGUGCACAAGUUCCCCGUGGUGGCCGUUAUGUCCACUGGAAACGAGCUGUUGAAUCCAGAGGAUGACCUCCACCCAGGGAAAAUCCGCGACUCCAACCGCUCCACUCUGCUGUCCACCAUCCAGGAACACGGAUAUCCCACCAUCAACCUGGGCAUCGUUGGAGACAA